UCCAGGGACGGCGCUCUGGCCGUGCGGAAGACUCCUCUGUGCGCUGCUCCGUCCCGCUUCCGGCUGAUCUUUUUUCCGCUUCCGGUCCGGUACUGGCGUCUUUGCUGAGGGUCACAUUGAGCUUCCAGCCACUUCAGGGGCAUCUUUAGGCCUCCACUGGGCCUGGGUGGGCUGACAGCCCCGUGUCCAGGCCCUCAGGACCUCUGCCAGAAUCCACUGUCUUUCCCGCCAGGAGUCAGCACUAUGGCAGAAGACAUCAAGACCAAAAUCAAGAACUACCAGACUGCUCCUUUUGACAGCCGCUUCCCCAACCAGAACCAGACCAGGAACUGCUGGCAGAACUACCUGGACUUCCACCGCUGUGAGAAGGCAAUGACCGCUAAAGGAGGUGACGUCUCCGUGUGCGAAUGGUACCGGCGUGUGUACAAGUCCCUCUGCCCCAUAUCCUGGGUGUCAACUUGGGACGAUCGCCGGGCAGAAGGCACAUUUCCUGGGAAGAUCUGAACUGGCUCCAUCCCACCUCCUCUGUCCUCCGUCCUUCUCCCCAGGGUGGUGAAGGGGGACCGGGGUACAUGGUGAUCCCCACCCUGGGAUCCUGAAUCAUGGUAUAACUAAUAAUAAAUGCUCGUUGGAAACGUG
Bubalus bubalis (water buffalo) is the source of this 639-nucleotide messenger RNA. RefSeq names its product cytochrome c oxidase subunit 6B1. Gene Ontology annotation, cellular component: mitochondrial inner membrane; respiratory chain complex IV; mitochondrion. NCBI's taxonomy places the organism in Eukaryota, Metazoa, Chordata, Mammalia, Artiodactyla, Bovidae. Bases 244 to 504 code for a protein of 86 amino acids. The transcript has 4 exons. The record is from RefSeq and is a predicted model, not a curated record.